This is a messenger RNA of Microcebus murinus (gray mouse lemur), 7698 nucleotides long. The record is from RefSeq and is a predicted model, not a curated record. Lineage: Eukaryota; Metazoa; Chordata; Mammalia; Primates; Cheirogaleidae.
UUUCUCUUUUCAUGCCCUCAACUGAUUGAAUGGCCCACCCACGUUAGCGAGGGCAAUCCACUUUACCCAGUGUACUGAUGUAAAUCUUAAUCUCAUUCCAAAACACCCUCACUGACACACCCAGAAUAAUGCUUGAACAACUCUCUGGCCAUCCCUUGGCCCAGUCAAGUUGACACAUAAAAUUAACCAUUACAUUGACCUUCAAUAAUGGGAUGUAAAUAGUCUUUUGAUAGCAAUUUUUGAACACUAAAGUACGUAACAAAGGGAAACUAUCCGUGACAGACAUGCAAUACUCAUAAUAUAAAACAGUUUAUCUUCAUUAUAAAAUGUUUAAACUUUAUACCCCAGAACUCUCAGGCUAUUGUAAAUAGUCCCUAACUGAACUAAGAAAUGUGGUUUUAGGAAACAUUUACUUAAUUCUCCAAAACUCAUGCAUUUUGAACUUCUCUAUUCCAAAAAAUUCUUGCCAUACAUGUUUAUUCUACUUAAACCAAGCAAACAAGCAGGCAUGCAGGCAAACAGCCAUAACAAAGUAUAAUUAUAGAAGGUUAAUUAGGCAAUAUUUUUUUCAAAGUUUCAAGGUUGUUAUAAUGGUCACUUCCUUUUGGAUCUCUCAGUUGUAACAUCCUUCAAGGUUUCCUAUGAAAUUCCAAGGUUAUUUAUAAAUAUUUAAUUAUUAAAUUAAAACUAAUACAUGUACAUUGUAAAACAGUCCAAUUACACAUAUAGAUAUAAGGUGAAAUAUAAAUUCUUUCCUUCCUUUUCUCGGUCUUCCCACCCCAACUCUUGGGCCCUUUCUUUAGACUAACCACUGGUAAUAGUUUCCUAUCUGUCUUUCUAGAAAAAAAUACCAUGUCUAUUCAAGUAUGUAUAUAAGUUACUUUUACAUUUUUUCUGUUUUUUGAUUUAUCCACGUUUUAUGCCUUUUUAACCAAGGAUAUGUUUGUAUAGGAAAUCUAUUUCUCUUAUUCACCAUUUUAUAUCUAACUCCUCAAACAGUGUCUGGUUCAUAGUGUAUAGGUGGUUAACAAAUAUUUGUUGAAAGAAUCUUCUGUAGAUAGUACACAUAGAUCUCUUGCAUUUGUGAUAUAAACCAUAUGGUUUUGCUAUAUGGUUGAUUCACAUUUUAUUUUUACCAAUUCUCUAUUGAUGGACAUUUUUACGUUAGUUCUAGUUUCCUGCUAGUCAUCUGUCCCUCCAUCUGUCCAUUCACCUAUCUGUCAAAUAUAUACUAAGUGCUUAUUUUAUGCCGCAUAUUCUUCUAAGGAUAUAGGGAUGGAGGAGAAAAUCAAGGGCCCUGUUUACAUGUAACUUUCAUAUGCAUAGUUUGCUGAAACAUAUCGAAAACAAUGAAAUAAAACCUAAACAAACCAGUUUCAUGAUGGCAGUAGCUUAGGAAAUGUGAUGAGAUAAGAGUUUCAGCUUUAGAUAGGAUGGCCACGUAAAACCUUUUUGAAGAGGUUACUUUUGAGCAAGGUCUGAAUAAUGGAAAAAAUGGCUUAGAAAUACGGAGAAGAGACUUCUAGGCAGAGGGAAUAGCAAGUAUAAAAGAUCUGAGUCGAGAAUAAGAUUGGUGUGUUUGAGAAACAAAAAGAAGUCCAGUAUGAUUGGAGCAUAAAUAUUUGCUCAUAGAAAUUAACAGUGCUUCAUUGAGUAUCUUUGUACAUAAAGAUUUGUUUUAUGAAAUUUUGUAAAUAUUUUUAGUAGUAGAACUGUGGGGUCAAAUAGUAUAUGCUUUUAAAAUUUUUAUAGCUAUGGUACAGGGCCACUUUUAUCCCUUAUCCUCUUUAGCCCUGAACUUUUCUUACUUUCCCCAGCUCUGAGAAACUUGAAUUGUCCAGAGCUUGGUAGGGAGUGGGCACACUGGGUAAAAAAAAUUCUUUUGGAGAGAAAAUAUGGCAGGAGCUGUGAAAGUUUGAAAGAUUUUUGUAUAAGAAGAUGAAAAUCCAAUAGUAGGACACGUGCUUAUAUAUGUUGUGUUAUAUGAUAAAACAUUUGCCUCUCUGAAAUACUGUGCUCUCCUUUAGCCAUUUAGUGGAACUAUUUCAAUGCAGAGACUAUCAACAUUUCUCAAUUCAGGAAAUAAAAAAUGCAGAGUUUUUCUAGAGUUACAGUUUGAUAAAAUGCAGUAUUAUAAAUGAUUCCUAGUUUGAUACUUGGAUUCAAUUUAUACAAAUUUGUUAUUAAACUAAGGAGAUAUGAAAAUAUGCCAUCAACCAAAGUCAGUCAAAAACCUUUGUUAGGAUGUGGCUUUGUGGAGGAAGGUAGAAAGAACAUCUCCUAUUUAAAAUGAGUUUUAAGAAAUCCUGGGUGCUAUUACAUUGGGCAAUGAAAUCCCAUUUCUAAAUGCUUCUCUAUCAAAAAGGCAUUAUUUAAUUUUAAAGAGUAAAUGUCAGAAUUACUUAUAAUUUUUUAGGCAGAUUAGAAAUUUUAGACUGGUCAAAGAACAAAUUUUGUUUCAUGAAGUAUUUUAAUGCUGAGUAAACAGGAAAGUCAAGUCACAUUUGAGAGCAUAGAAAUGUUUGUUUAAAUUUUUCCAGUCUUCAUUUUUUUUGAUGGGUGAAUAUAGGAAACUUUGUCAGAUAUUUUAAGAUUUCCAUGUACCUAGAGAGAAAGGGGCAUGCAGUUAGCUGAAUUAUUGUUCAUUUUUCUUCUACAUACUAUGACUCACUUCCUUUUUUAUUAUAUUGAAAAUUUCUCAAAAUUAAAAAUAAUUUGGAGUUAUCCUAGAUGUCUGGAUUGUAGUUAAAAAAAGAAGAAAAAAAAAUAACCUAGAGGAAUAAGCUUAGGAAUCUGUGAUGGAGAAGAUUUUAAUUUAACAGAUGCCAAUAUGGUAUAUUCUGUUGGUUAUAUUAGAGGUUUUUUUAAUAUAGGUAAUUUUUUUCCAGCAUAAUUUAUAAACAAACUUUAGUUGGAAAUUGAUUUUACUUUGCUUCUUGAAUCUGGUACAGCUUAGUAAUGGUAAAGUAAUUAAUUUAUGUUUUAUCUGUAAUGUAGUAAGUUAGCAUUUUGAUUAAGAAACUCAACUUAUCUGAUUGUCUACUGUAAAACAUUCUCACUAAUUUUAAUGUUAAUAUAUAAUUUUGGACUGAAAACAAGUUCUUAAUAUCAAAUCUUUAAGGUAAGGACAGGAAUUAGCAUUUUAUUAGUCUUAAUCCUUUGUCCUAAAAAGGAUAGAAAUGUAAAAUAUGUUGCAUGUUUACAGAAAUCUACUCCUAUUAUAUGUAGAUAUAUGUUUUAAUUGUUUUUGAAUCAUUAAAACAUCUAAUUUUUGCUUAAUAAUAUGCAAAUGUACCACCAAAUCUGUUUUUUAAGAUUUUUCCAGUUUAAUGUCUGAAUCCAAAUUCAUAAAGAGUUGGAAAAAUGAGAUGUCUGAGCUAUAGGAUUCACAGGGAUUUCAUAUGAAGCCUAUUUAAUCAGGAUAACACUGUUAUUAAUAUUCAUAAUGUCAGCUGGAACACAAAUGACAGACUAUGGGGCCUAAAAAUUUUACUUGGUGAAUUUAUUAAAAGUAGCUUAAAAAAUUAAUGGAAUUUAAGUAAAGUUGGUGAAUAUGAAAAUCUUAUGUUAGCUGAAAAAAAAUGUCUAUUAGAACUUUCCUUUAAAACCAUUUUGCAUUGAUGUCUUUGACAGAUUUCAUUGGUACUUAAAGAAGAAAGAUGCAUGAAUGGUCAUUUAAGAGGAUUUAAACACAUUGGCACAUUAAUUUUUACAUGAAUAAUAAGUACUUUCUGAAAGCAAUUAACUUACAGUGUACAAGAUAUGAAUUGAAAAAUAAGACUGUGACAUCAAGGGCAAAGCAAAUGUGCUGUACAUUUUAAACUUAGUGACAGGACUUUUUGAUAUUUUGAUUUAUUUUUAUGGUUUAUAUAUGGUUAAUUCAUUUGAAAGCAAAUUAGAAGGUCAUUAAUUUAAUGCUCUCUCCUUCCCCCAAAAUAUUGGUAUAGCGUUAAGCAUUAUUUUUUGCUAGUGCCAUCUGCAUUUAUUGAAGAAGUAAACAUUUAUUGUACUAACUGCAGUAUUUUAUUCGAGAACAUAUUCAAUUCUGCAGAAAGGCAAAGGGAUGAUGCUGACUGAGUUUAAGUACUAUAAGCAUAUGUUUUUAACAUAAACUUAUUGAUUACAGCAUAACUUAAAAGUAUAAUAAAUGAACUUCUGAAAGUUUAGUGUAAAAAAUUAAGGGCUAUCCAACUAAUAAGUAUACAAAUACAUUUGUCCUGAAUUUUAGCCUAAGAAAAUAAGAAGUUGGGAAUGGCUUAAGUAAGACCAGGAUGCAUUUUAUUUUGUGUAGUACUUGUUACUCUCUACAUUUUAAUAUAUGCUUAUAAUGACGGCUGUGCCAAUGCUCAUGGUUUUGUUUUGAUUAUUGAAGUUUAUUAAAAAAAUUAACUUAGACCAUUAUGUAAAAUCACAAUAAUAUGGAUUAUUUUGUUUUACAUUUUUCAUGCAAAUUUUACUACAUAUAAAAACAUAGUUUAGUUAUUAACUGUAACAGUCCAGUUAGGUUUUACCAUUGAGAGAACAUAGGCAUUGACUGGCAUUCCAGAUGGGUACAGGCAGUUUCACUUGUAGUCUGUCUGUCAAUGUUAUAUAAACAUUAAUUGGUUUCAUUAAAAGUAUAGGAAUUACCUGGUGUGUUUGAGGACUCAGAGCUUUGUUGGAAAAAGCAUUAAUUAUCUGGGUGUCUAUAAAUUAUCAUAAUAUAAGCCAUACAUUUAGGUUUUCGGAAUAAAGGAUGAAACUGAAUUGAUAAUGGUUAUUAUUUUGUCUAGUGGCUUUCUAAAAGUUAAGUUUCAUUGUGGAUUUUUUGGGUUUUGGCUCUGAGGUAAUCACUUAUAUGCCCAGUAGGGGGCAGCAUAUUACUACUUCAGGCACAUAAAAGAAUUUGCCCUGCUUAGACUGUCAAUGUUUCUUGUAAUUACUCCCAGUAUAUUUGUUGCUUGCUUAUGAAUUAACUUGCAUUUAUGGAACUAAAUCAUUCCAAUCAUUUAAUUACACCUGAGGAGCUGAACUAUAAUUGCUUGCUUCCAACUAGGAUCUGAUAUGGCUUGAGCAGUAUUAAUUUGAUGUUUACUUUUCUGAGUGCUAAAAGCAUUAAAAUGAUUGUGCAAUGGGAUUACAUUUUACUAAUUGCUGGCAUUCAUUAGCUGGGUAAAUGAUGAGGAAGAGUGACUGUAUAUUGCAGAGGGAUAAAAUUAUGGUUUUAAAUAGUAUAUUACUAAGCACAUUAAGGCCUGUAAGACAUGUUUUAAAAUACUCCAGAGGUUAUUAAAGACUGUAUUUUCUACAUGUCUUGCUAUAUGAAUCUCUUAUUAAAAUACUGCAAUUAUUAUUAACCUUUUUGGGCAAUAUGUAGGGAAAUGGCUUCAUUGACUGAAACAUAUUUCUUUGAUAUUAAUAACUUCCUAUAUUUUCAGCUAAUCCAAAAGUAAAUGAAAAAUUUAGAAAAAGAUUGCCAACUCCAGAUCAACAUAUUUAGAGAAAAUUGGAAAAGGAGAAGCUUACUACAGCUUUAUUUGAGGACUUUUAAAAGAACGCAGGUUCUAGCUGUGAGCCUCAAAUCUUGGAGCAAAAACCAGAGACAUUGCCAGAGCAAACAAGAACAGGAGCACAAAUGGAGGACUGGUCAAAAGAAACCUUCAUUGCCUAUAUUUUAUAAUCAACUAGUACAGAGUUUAAGAUCAGGACAAGGCUGCAUUAGUCCAGCCCACAGUUGUCUUCAACGAGAGUCUAUAGGAAGAACUAAUAAAAGUACACAGCCAGAUGAGCAACUGACUAUGAAUUCUGAGGGAAGUAUGCAUCAGAAAUCUGAUGAAUUACCUAGUGAAGUCACAUAUGAGAACACAGAACUGCUGGAGCAGAGAUCAAGGAAUUCUCAAGUCAUCAGUCCUUAUCCAGAUGAUGAGAUGGCUUACUGCACUACUGAAAAAUCCAACCUGAUAGAACAUAGAAGUAAUGAUUUGCAUUAUGAAUGUAUGAUUUCUUGUCAAGUUACUUCAGACUUACACAAAGAGAAGACAAUAGCCUUUCUGCUAAAAGAAUUGGAUAUUCUCAGAACAAGCAACAAAAAGCUUCAAGAAAAACUGACUGAAGAAGACAAAGAACAGAAAAAACUAAUGUUUAAGCUGGACCUCCAAGAGAAAACAACAGAAGCUAAAAUCGCUGAAAAGACAGCAGCUCUCGUUGAAGAAGUGUAUUUUGCACAGAGGGAACGUGAUGAAGCUAUUAUGUCUAGACUGCAGUUAGCCAUUGAGGAGAGAGAUGAAGCGAUUGCACGAGCCAGGCAUAUGGAAAUGUCUCUAAAAGUGCUAGAAAAUAUUAACCCUGAAGAAAAUGACAUGACAUUACAGGAAUUACUGAACAGAAUAAACAAUGCAGACACAGGGAUAGCUAUUCAGAAGAAUGGAGCUAUAAUUGUGGAUAGAAUCUACAAGACCAAGGAAUGUAAAAAGAGAAUAACUGCAGAAGAAAUGAGUGCAGUGAUAGAAGAACGGGAUGCUGCUUUGUCUCAGUGCAAACGGCUAGAGCAGGAGCUUCAUCAUCUGAAAGAGCAGAACCAGACUUCAGCAAACAACAUGAGACAUCUGACUGCUGAAAACAAUCAAGAACGUGCUCUGAAGGCAAAGUUGUUGUCCAUGCAACAAGCCAGAGAAACUGCAGUUCAACAGUACAAAAAACUGGAAGAAGAAAUACAGACACUUAGAGUUUAUUACAGUUUACACAAAUCUUUAUCUCAGGAAGAAAAUCUGAAGGAUCAGUUUAACCAUACCCUUAGUACCUAUGAAGAAGCUUUAAAAAACAGAGAAAGCAUUGUUUCCAUCACUCAACAACAAAAUGAGGAACUGGCUACCCAACUGCAACAAGCUCUGACGGAGAGAGCAAACAUGGAAUUACAACUUCAGCAUGCCGUAGAGGCCUCCCAAGUAGCCAGUGAAAAAGUUCAAAAGUUAGAAAGGCUGGUGGACGUCCUGAGGAAAAAGGUUGGAACUGGGACCAUGAGGACAGUGAUCUGACUGAAAAAAACGACAGUCUGGGGAAGAGCUCACAUCUGGUGACCAGGCUGCUUCAUUCAACACUGUGUAAACACUGAAGCCUUAACUUAGCAAACAGUUGUUAGAAGUGGGACACUCCAACCACAUUCCAAGCCGAGAUAAAAUCAAAUCACAAAUGUUUAACCACUUUGCUGCUGACUUGAGUUAUUUAUCCAAAUAUAUUAACUACAGAUUUUUACCAAUGGGUAGCUAUAAGGUUGCAGCUUAUUUUGUAACUAUUUUAUAUCUCAGUGUCUUUAAUAUAAAUUUUUUUUGCUGAGAGACUGUUGUAGUAACAUGGAAAAGUUGGUUAGGAUCAUAUCCUCACAUAUGGCCCUUUCUGAAUCAAAGUGCAGCAAAGUAAAUAUUGUCUAAGCCUUAAUCCACUAUGUUAGGUCAAAACUUCAAAUACAUGCAUUUUUCAAUAUAGAGUAUAUUUCUUAACUGAUAAGAACAGCUCAGACAUAAGAGUGUAUAGUCUUCCUUCAUGGUGUGUAUAUAAUCUUUGUUAGUAUUAAAGAAUAUUUAGUAGCGAUGCCAUGAAUUAAAUGUAUAAUUUGCUUUAAUAAGAGAUUGGUACCUUAAAUUUACAUUCAUCAAGCCAUGAUUUUUGUUUCACUACAAAUAAUGCAAACUGUUUUCAAUAAAAAGAGAAAAUUGUUAAUGU